Malania oleifera is the source of this 2449-nucleotide messenger RNA. RefSeq lists its product as uncharacterized. The record is from RefSeq and is a predicted model, not a curated record. The transcript has 4 exons. Bases 404 to 2284 code for a protein of 626 amino acids. Lineage: Eukaryota; Viridiplantae; Streptophyta; Magnoliopsida; Santalales; Ximeniaceae.
CGUUGCAAACAGCUGCCUCACAACAGAACAGAACCCCCCCUCCCCUUCUGAUCUGUCCUCCAUGGUCUCUUCCGAUAACCAAUCUCUGAUAUGAAUCUUUUUCCUGCCUAAUCUGAGUUCAUCUUAAUUCAUUUGAAUCUUGAUUAAACUGGGCUUAUCUGUUUUUUUUUUUCUUUUUUUUGAAAUAAUCGUUGUUGUUUUGAGUCUGUUUGAAUUUAAUUCUUGAAUGACAUUGUUCCAGGUUCUUAUCAAACCCUCGAGAGGUGAUGGCCCUUCUGGGUUUGUCCGAGUUUAUCUUGAUUCUUUUGGAUCUUGAUUAAGCUGGGUCUUUGUUCUCUGGAAUCAUCAUUUUUGUUUGAGUUCUUUUUUAGUUGAAUUCUUGAAUUUGAUCACUGUUCCCAGUAUGGCUGCUCUGGCACCGGGAAUCCUGUUGAAGCUUCUCAACGGAAUGAAUACAGGGGUUAAACCCACCGGCGAGCACCGGAGCUCGCUUUUGCAGGUGACGGACAUUGUCCCGGCGGAUCUUGACGAGAAGAAUCUCUGGCCUAAGCAUGGAUUUUACAUAAAGGUGUCAGAUUCUUCACACUCGGUCUAUGUUAGUCUUCCCUUUGAACAAGAUGAUCUUGUCCUCAGCAACAAGAUGCAGCUAGGGCAGUUCAUAUACGUUGACAGAUUGGAGCCGGGGUCGCCGGUUCCGGUCAUCAAAGGGGCAAAACCCCUUCCCGGCCGACAUCCAUUAGUCGGCACGCCGGAGCCGAUAACAGGUCUCAGAGAAAAGGGCGAUAGAGGCGAUCAAAAUGCCAAUUCGAAGGCACCAAAUCAUAGAAGAGGCUCUUGGGGAGCAGGGCUAAAUGGAACAGAGGCUGUGUCAUCUCCCAUGGCCUUGAAGCCAGUUCCUUUGGACUUCGAUCAGUGUACGCCAGUGAGAGAACGUGCGAGUUCCGCAAAAAUGGGGAGUAUUCCGAUGUCGCCGAUGACGAGAGGGAGAAUGGGGAAGGAUGGGAAUCCAAAUUCAGCGACCAGAUGCUCUGUGGGUGGGGGGCUUCUCUCUAAAUUGAUGGAUUCAAAAGGAGAGAGUCCUGCAUUGCUUAGGAAAAGCUGUGUUGUCCCUUCUGUUCUGAAAUUCCCAGAACCCAAAAUUCCGGAUUUGAGGGGAGAAAGCCCUGUCUUGGUUAGGAAAAGCUGUGUAGUUUCUUCGGUGUCGAAAUUCCCAAGGAGCAAGAGUGUCUGUGAUCGAGAGCCAAGGAUCCCAAGAAGUCCCCUCAACACAGCUGAAAAGAAAAGUUCAACUCCACCACCAAGAUUGAGGAAUGCAAGAGAAACAGCUUCCUUCAAUGUAGCUGGAGAUGCACAGAAUUCCUCAAACUCAAGAAUGAUUCCACAACCACCUUCUCAGUUUGCUAAUUCCUCCUUCUCCAACAACAAUACCAGUGUGCCCAUAAAUUUACCAGGGAAGCUUGGCAUUCUAAGCAAGGAAGCUAUGCAGCAGCGUGAAACGGCUCAGAAGAUUGCUCUUCAAGCUCUAAGAGAUGCUUCGGCCACCGAAACUCUAGUUCGAUCCCUGAAGAUGUUUUCAAACCUGAGCAAAUCAGCCAAACCGAAUGCUCCAGCAGCCUGUUUCGAUCAGUUUUUGGACUUCCACCACCGAAUUAUGCAAGCAAUCACUGAUAUGGUGUCCAUUCAAGCAGCUAUUGAAAUUGUCCAAACCCCUAGUGAUGAAAUGAAAGAGACUUCAGGAAAACAAAAGGAGGAAGAUACCCAUAUCUUACAUGAAAUUGUGCCCAACUCCAUGGACCAAUAUCGUAACACAGAAUUCAACUCAUCAUCCAAGAGAAGAUCUGCAUUGCACAAAUCAGUUGCAGUCAUUCCAGAAAGAAGUGAUCAGAAGACAACUUUGGGGAAGCAGCUCAGAUCCAUUGUUAACCAAAAGGCAGAAAGAAAAGGAAUGUCCACUCCAACAGGAAAACCGCUCCUUGAAGGCAUCGGCGAGAACGAUGAGAGCAAGAAGUCUUCCUGCAGCUUGAGCAGUACAAUCAGAUUAUGCAAGCAGAUUGAAACAGAAGCUGGAAACUGGUUUAUGGACUUUCUAGAGAAAGCUUUGGAAAUUGGCAUGAAGAAACCGAAAGGUGCAGCCGAUGUUGAGGCUCGGAAAGUUCCCCAGUCACUCAUACUCAAGGUUAUAAACUGGGUGGAGGUAGAACAAUCUGACAGUAGCAAGCGGCCUGUUCAUCCCAGAGCAGCUCAGAUGGCCAGAAAGCUAAGGAUCAAGAUGAAGAACCCUUGAAUGGGUCAGCAGAGAUUUGAACCAAAUUCUUUUUGAAGCACUGUUUGUGUGCCUACUAUUUGGAUUGCUAUGUCGCAUUUGUUGAAUGCUUUAUUAUAAUUUUUUUUAUUAAAGCAUAAAAUGUACUUGCCAUUGCUUAUAAUGAUUAUUUUGUGAUUUCACACA